AUGUCAGUGUCCCGCAAGAAAGAGUUUGAUGUGAAACAGAUCCUCAGGCUACGUUGGAGGUGGUUUAGUCAUCCUUCUCAAGGUUCGCCCAACACUGGAAGCUGCCUUCAGCAGGAAGGAUAUGAGCAUAGAGGGACCCCAGUUCAGGGCAGGUUAAAGAGCCACUCUCGGGACAGAAACGGACUGAAGAAAAGCAACAGUCCUGUCCACCACAACAUACUGGCACCAGUGCCAGGACCGGCCCCUGCUCAUCAAAGAGCCCUUCAGAAUUGGCACCAACAAAACCUGACAGAACAUCUUCAAGCAAAUGAAGAUACUCCUAAAGAAGUUCCAGAAAGGAAUUUGUUCAAAGAAGCUUCUGAGAAACACUCACAAGAUUUGGAGAUGAUGGCUGACAACAAAACAGAAAAUUCUACAGCAAGAUUAGAUACACAACCUCCUGAAGAAGUGAAUAUCGUUAGAUCUGAGGAGCAGUUCUGUGCUGUAAACCAUGCAGAGCAAACUCUCCAAAAAAUAGGGGACUACUUGAAAGAAAAACAACUAUGUGAUGUGCUACUCAUUGCCGGAGACCUCCGAAUCCCAGCACAUCGGUUGGUUCUCAGUGCAGUGUCUGAUUACUUUUCUGCAAUGUUUAGUAAUGAUGUGAUCGAAGCCAAACGAGAAGAGGUCAGGAUGGAAGGAAUAGAUCCACAUGCACUUAAUUCCUUGGUGCAGUAUGCUUACACAGGUGUCCUGCAACUGAAAGACGAUACCAUUGAAAGUUUGCUGGCUAGUGCUUGUUUCCUGCAGCUGACUCAAGUCAUUGACGUCUGCUCCAAUUUCCUCAUAAAGCGGCUCCAUCCUUCAAACUGCUUGGGCAUUCGAUCAUUUGGAGAUGCCCAGGGCUGUGUAGAGCUCUUGAACGUGGCUCAUAAGUAUACCAUGGAACAUUUCAUUGAGGUAAUACAGAACCAAGAAUUCCUCCUGCUUCCAGCUAAUGAAAUUUCAAAACUUCUGGGCAGUGAUGACAUUAAUGUGCCUGAUGAAGAAACUAUUUUUCAUGCCGUAAUGCAGUGGGUGAAGCAUGAUGUGCAGAGCAGGCAACGAGACCUGGCAAUGCUGCUUUCUUACAUCAGACUGCCAUUACUUCCACCACAGUUACUGGCAGAUCUUGAAAACAGUUUCAUGUUUACUGCUGAUCUUGAAUGUCAGAAGCUCCUAAUAGAAGCUAUGAAGUAUCAUCUCUUACCUGAGAGGAGAUCCAUGAUGCAAAGUCCUCGGACAAAGCCUAGAAAAUCAACUGUGGGGGCGCUUUAUGCUGUGGGAGGCAUGGAUGCUAUGAAAGGUACCACUACAAUUGAAAAAUACGACCUCAGGGCCAACAGUUGGCUGCAUAUUGGCACCAUGAGUGGCCGUAGACUUCAAUUUGGAGUUGCAGUUAUUGAUAAUAAGCUAUAUGUUGUGGGAGGAAGAGACGGUUUAAAAACUUUGAAUACUGUGGAAUGUUUUAAUCCAGUUGGCAAAAUCUGGACUGUGAUGCCUCCCAUGUCAACACAUAGGCAUGGCUUAGGAGUAGCCACACUUGAAGGACCAAUGUAUGCUGUAGGUGGUCAUGAUGGAUGGAGUUAUCUAAAUACUGUAGAAAGAUGGGACCCUGAGGGACAACAGUGGAAUUAUGUGGCCAGUAUGUCAACUGCUAGAAGCACAGUUGGUGUUGUUGCAUUAAAUAACAAGUUGUAUGCUAUUGGUGGACGUGAUGGAAGUUCCUGCCUCAAAUCAAUGGAAUACUUCAACCCACACACUAACAAGUGGAAUCUGUGUGCCUCAAUGUCCAAAAGACGUGGAAGUGUGGGAGUUGCAACAUACAAUGGAUUUUUAUAUGUUGUAGGGGGUCACGAUGCGCCUGCUUCUAACCGUUGCUCCAGUCUUACCAACUGUGUGGAACGGUACAAUCCAAAAAAUGAUUCAUGGUCAACCAUGGCACCUCUGAGUAUUCCUCGAGAUGCUGUUGCUGUGUGCCCCCUGGGAGACAAACUCUAUGUAGUUGGAGGAUAUGAUGGACGUACUUAUUUGAAGACUGUUGAGUCAUAUGAUACACAGAAAAAUGAAUGGAAAGAGGGCAUGCAGGACCUUUCAAAUACCUUCUAUACCACACGGGAGCUGAAGGAGACUCUGGGGCAUUAA
Messenger RNA from Cynocephalus volans (Philippine flying lemur), 2163 nucleotides. It is a transcript of the gene KLHL4, whose product is annotated as kelch like family member 4. Bases 1 to 2163 code for a protein of 720 amino acids. Lineage: Eukaryota; Metazoa; Chordata; Mammalia; Dermoptera; Cynocephalidae. The transcript has 11 exons. The record is from RefSeq and is a predicted model, not a curated record. Gene Ontology annotation, molecular function: protein binding.